Molecule: messenger RNA, 1230 nt
Organism: Alternaria alternata
Lineage: Eukaryota; Fungi; Ascomycota; Dothideomycetes; Pleosporales; Pleosporaceae
Exons: 3
Coding region: 121-801 (226 amino acids)
Source: RefSeq, a predicted model, not a curated record
GCAUCAUCAUUUCCCACCGAACCACAUCCACCCAAAUCUCCCUCACAUCCCAACAUCCAUCGCACGCUUCCUCAGCUUUUACCCUUAUACUGUCACUGAAAAAGCACGACACGAAAAAACAUGAUGCUGACAACAUCGUUCUUCUCGCACGAAAUGCCGCACUACUCUGCAUAUACGCCACCGCGAUCAUCACCACUCUCCGAGCGCUCUGCAAAUGCAAGCCCACGAGCCUUCAACUUCACAAUGUCGUCACCCCUCAAAGAGAAACCUGCGAUGCCGCAACGCGCCUUCAAGGCCAAUCCGGUGAUGCAGACGCGCGACGCCACCACAAAGCGAAGGAGGGACAUGUUCUUCAAGCGCGUGCAGAACAAUCGAGACGACAAGAAAUGGGAAUCACGGGGCGAACAGAUUCAGCAAUUAGACUUCGUGGCUGAGCGCAAACGAUGGGAAGCCCAAAAAGCGCGUCAAGCACCCCAAGAGAACGAUGACAUCAUCGAAUACAUGUUGGACGAUGCGGAGCUUCCUGAACUCCCGAAUUACGCGCCUCAACACGAUCCCGAGAUGACCGAAGCCGAUUACGUCGCUGCACAAGAGGAGUAUGAACUUGAACAAUUGAUCGCGUCGAUGGAGCAAGAAUCGGAUGCACGAUCACAGCAUUACGGUAGCGACGAUGACGACUACGACGCGAUAUUCAUGGAGUGCGCGACGGCGGGGCAUGAUCAAAAUCAGCAGCAACCGCAACACGCACAAGACGCGUUUGGAGGUGAAGACAUGAUGGACAUGGACAUGACCGACGGCUGAAGGCUGUCCAAGAAAGGAACAUCGAUACGUUGAUAAUAUUGGUCCUGGGAUGACGGCUUGAAGGCUUUGUACAUGUUGUAAGACAGGAUUGUUGACAGGUCAUCAAGAUAAUUUACCUAGGGGAAGGCAUCAUGUAUACAUUGGGUAUCUGGAAAGAAUCAAGCAGACGAGCUAUCGCACAAGGAGAUUACUGAGUCGGGCAGCCCUGAUCCAUAUCCUGAAGCGCCUCCUGCGCAGCGUUCAUAUCGCCGACAAGGUCGGGUGGGGGAGAGCCAGCGGCUUGCAUCUUCUGCAUCCUCUCCACAAUAUACUCCCUGUCCUGUGCGUUGUCGUCACUGUACCCUUUCCUUUCAAACCUCCCUACAAUCUCCCUAACCAAAGUCUGCUGUUCCUCGUAUCUCUUCAGGUCGUCCUUCUCUGUCUUUUCCU